CUCACCGCGGCUUCAUUGUAGUUUUUCUCACCGCGGCCUCAGUGUAGUUUUUCCCACCGCGGCUUUAGCGUUUGGGCUUUUAAUGGUUCCACGUUCCCGCAACGCUAUGACCACGCAGACGCCUCAACGCAGUCGUGAACGUUUACAGGAUUUAAGAGGACCAACACAGGCAGCCCUUACUGCGGCGUCCCCCGACGGAAAGUUACGAUUUUUGGGAGGCGCACGUCCGGCCCAUGCGGUGGACGCAAGGAGGGUAUGCAAGGACGUAAGGGGUCCGUAAACCCCUGGCGUUGCGGGAACGUGGAACCAUAAAAAGCCCUUUAUUCUACUCACCGCUUCGUCAGUGUAGUACCACUGACUGCGGCUUUAGUGUAGUUUUACUCGUCGCAGCUCCAGUGUAGGUCUAUUCAUCAUGGCUACCAGUACCAGCUGUCGGUGGAUUCUGAAGCGCUAUGCCCGUUUUCUGCCAGGGUCGAAAGCUAGGAACUAAACUACCUAGCCUAAACCUACAGGUAUUUGAAGCAGAGGGCAGUAAACGUGAGCUGGUGCUGACCAUCGUGGAGUCUGGACACAUGCUGGUGUCCCUUGGACAGGAGCUCUUGGAAGGAAUAUCUUUAAUUGGGGCAACAGAAUUUCUCAAAGUACAGAGGAAAAAAGAUAGCCUGCUUUUUCGUUGUGCUGUAAAGGGAGAGAGCCGGCUGAUGCGGAUGCAGUUUGGUGGUAGCAAAGCUGAGGCUCAGGAGGAGUGCUCCAGCGCUGUUGUCAAGCUGACUGAGUACCUGCCUGUCACCACUCAAGAUGAGACAGCAUCACCUUCCUCCUGUGUCUCUGCACUGCCAAAUCAGCCCCCUACUGCGACCACCACAACAACAGAGCAGACUGCACAGAGGGAGCCGGUGACAAGUGAACCCGAGAUGGUACAUGGAUCCUUGUCCAUCCAACGUCUUGCCCAGCACUUCAUCGGGCAGCAGGGCCUGUCCCUGCCCCUGGUGUACCGCCACAGUCCCCUGCCAGCAGGCGACCUGGAGCCCUUCCUGCGGGCCUGUCUGCUGGACUCCAGCUUUCCCGCCUUUGUGGAGGAGGUGGAGGGCGAGAUGAGGAAGCUGCUUCUGGACUGAUCUCCACAGCGGAGGGAGUGAAGGUCAAAUCAGGUCAUCCGUUAUCUUCUCUUCUUUCUGUGUGUGCGUAGGCCGAGCUUGUGUGUCGGUGGUAUGGAGAUGCUGAUUACAUCAUACCGUUAUUUCAUGCUGUUUAUAUGUUUGUUAAACGGGGUGACUGGCUAGUGUUCAUUUUUUGAUCUAUGUUCUUUGCUUUGUCUGACGAUGACCAUGAACAACGCGAUGACUUUGUUUUAUAGGUUUUUUUUAUUUAGAAAAAAAAUAUUGGUCUCAUUUGUAAGAUCGUGGCUCGUUACUGUGGUCCCUCAUUCCAAACCCAAGUCAGGUCCAUUUACACCUCAACACACAUAGAUACACUGUAUUGAUAGGAGUCAUGCAGCUACAGCAGUGUAUUUUGCUAGUCAGCUUCCAAGUGUUCCCACGAUAUUAAAGCUUCACUGAGUAUAACAAACUGCCCUCCAUAUAUCUAUUUAUGAAUACAUAUUGCAUAGGAUUAUAGCCAUGCUGUACAUUUGAAGAGAGAGAAAAAUAAAGAUAAAAAUCAAUCCAUUAAAUUGGGAAAUAUAAAAAUUAUUAUUAUUUUUUUACAGAUUUGCUAUCAUUUGAACACUCAUACCGCAACAUAUACAAGACACCUAAGAUAAUCUGGAAAAAAAUAAUCAUAAUACACUUUUUCAUUAGCUAGUUUUAACACACAAUAGUCAUUUUCUGUAAUCACUCUCAGUUAAAUACUGCCACAGUCAUUGAAGCCCUUGCCUCACCAUAAAAGUUGUGUUAAAAGUGGACUCUAGUCACAAAAUGAAACAUACUUAAAUGACCAUGAUAUGCUGUACAAACCUUUCAAGAAUAUACCGAUAUCUUUUUGUUAAAUUCAAGAUGACUCCAUAAAAAAGGAAGGGAAAAUAGGUCAUUCGGACGCAAAAAAGCCACAUACUAGUACAUGAGGGAUAACCACAGAAAAUGUAUAUUCUGAGCAUCCUAUUGCGUAAUUAUAUUGCAUGCAUUUUACAUGAUAUGUAAUACAAAAAGGAUCACCUCAUUGGAGGACAGGGUAAAUGAAAAAAAGGGAGACAUCAACAGCACAUUAAAAAUGUGUUCACCUCUGCGGGGGUUUAGUCUUUGUAUUCAGGCUUGAAAUCGUUCUUCUAUUAAGACUGAAUAAGGCAUGCUUAAGACAGCCGUUAUGUUCAUUUUGUUGCCAGUGUUAUGCUGAUAUUGUUUCACCAAGAGAGACAAGAAAUGCUUUAUUAAAAACAUCUUGGGAGUUCCCACCAUCUUCUGAUACCUUCAUGCGGUCAGAGUAUGUUGUGCAGCCAUCACAUCUAUGGAAAACGAGAAUGAAAGUAAGCUCCCCAAGUUUGGUGUGCAAUGCUCUUUUCCCCCAUAAUAUAGCAAGUAACAAGUACGUACCCUAUUUCUGAUUCCUCUGGCGAAUAUUUUUCUCUUUGUGGUUGUUUGUUGAAUUUGUUUUUCUGGAAACCAGACAGACCACAUGGUUAUUGACAGUUUGUGCCCAAGCACUGAAGAUUGAUUUUUUAUAUUGACAAUAGAGCGAUGAAAGUAUUGAUCUACUUACAUUGGUACAGCUGGUUCGUCGUCUUAGAUUGGCAAGAAAAGAGGAAAGAAAUCAGAAAACACAUUUAAGACACUUGUUACCCAAGCGUUGUCAUACGGCCAAUUCGGUUCAGCUUUCUGAAUAGCAAGGCUGACUAAUUAAAAAUGAACAAAUUAGAUAGGUGUAAAGAUUUUUUUGUCUCUACAUUUAUUAAAUUACACCCCACAAUAUGGCCCAGCGUAUUGAUACGAUUAAUUUUGCGAGAAGGUCAAGCUCUAAGAAUGAACCAAAUGUAAUAAGCCAUGUUCUUUCUCCAUUGAACAAAAACCCGGAUAAAAAUCCUAUCCCCCAUGCUAUGAAUUAUUCAACUGACAUGCCAUUUCAUAAAACUCCAAAAUCACAGUCAAACGGACAAGACGGAUGGCGUUCAAACCCUGCGGAGAAGAUUGCCAUUAACCAACAGUUGAGACGGGCGCGGCAGAAGAAUGUCAUCGCAGUGAGUGACGGAUAGUUCAAAGACCUGUGGUCUGAUGUCGACUUGGUGGGCGGUGUUGAUCAUAUGGAUGAGGAUGCUUCAACAGGUAAGAAACCCUUGGCUGUGGGCUGUGUUCCCAUCAACAUGCAGCUCGGGAGACGUAGGCAGCGGCAGAAGCAUUCCAAAUCAUUAUCGCGGUGGCUCGUUUUAUGGCAGUUAUAAUGUUAGAUGACGGGGAAUGAUUGUGCAGCUAAUGGGUAGAAUAGAUAAUGUGCGGACUGACAUACACCAACAAUCCC
Molecule: messenger RNA, 3447 nt
Organism: Gadus chalcogrammus (walleye pollock)
Lineage: Eukaryota; Metazoa; Chordata; Actinopteri; Gadiformes; Gadidae
Gene: rec114
Product: REC114 meiotic recombination protein
Exons: 7
Coding region: 453-1118 (221 amino acids)
Source: RefSeq, a predicted model, not a curated record